Messenger RNA from Aspergillus glaucus CBS 516.65, 817 nucleotides. RefSeq lists its product as uncharacterized. NCBI's taxonomy places the organism in Eukaryota, Fungi, Ascomycota, Eurotiomycetes, Eurotiales, Aspergillaceae. The record is from RefSeq and is a predicted model, not a curated record. The transcript has 2 exons. Bases 1 to 816 code for a protein of 271 amino acids.
AUGCCACCUAUUGCGGUCGACACGGGUUCCUCACCGAGGUACAUCGGCACAGUGGUAUCUCCAUCCUGGUUCACGGAUGCUAUAUCCCCAGACGGAGACCCCGACAAUGGCUGUCAUCCUCAAGAAGCACAGGCACUAAGAGACUACCACGAAGGCAAGAUCACUAUCCAGGAGGCGGCAUAUGCCAUUUCCCGUCCGACCGCAACCUCCCAGUCCACCGAACUCAACUGCGAAAGAAACAAAUCAUGGAAUCUUCUCAUCGCCGCUUUAGAAGAAUGGCCCGAACCCGAAAGCUCUCCGAUAUUCGCCCUCCUCAAGGAGAUGGAGAAUAUCCCCGAACCUGCCAUCAGGGAAGAGGCAAAGCAUUCGGUCACAAGCGAUCCCUUCUGGAAAGAAUUACCCGAUGACACGGAUCUGCGGCGCCAGCUGCGGGAGAAGUAUAUCCAUAUCGCGGCGCUUGAGACACGACUAGUCGAUGAAAAGAUUGGACCGAUUUCUCUGGACUGGGGAUACGAGUGUUUGACCGAUGUGUUUGAACGCCGUGAGGCGAUCCCGGAUAUUCAGGUUCUCAUGGCAGCGGAGUGGCUAAAGCGUCUUGCGAGACGGAUCUUCGAUGGUGCAUUGAAACAGGAAGAGGAUUGGCCGUUCAAGAGAGAUUAUCUGAAUCUGCGAAAAGGAGGAAAUGCGAUGACGGUGGAAAGAUGGCAAUAUUGGAAGAGUCGGUUGGAGAAGUAUGUAAGAGAGGGCUUGCCUGAAAGUGAUUCGGUUGCGAUGGCGAUUCAAGCAAUGAAUGUCGCUGAGAAGGAACAGCAUUGAG